AUGAAGUCCUUACACGUGUACGACAAAAAAGACAAACUGAUGGAGUCUCUUUGGUACAGAUCCUUAAAAAUCGCCGCUGUUGUGGCAAAUUACUGGUUUGUUUCUAUAUCUAUGGUAUUUGUAAACAAAUAUUUACUAAGUAGCAAACAGCUAAAGCUCAAUGCUCCGUUGUUUGUCACUUGGUACCAGUGUGUCAUGACUGUUUUGCUGUGUGGCCUGCUCAGUUUCUUCAGCUCCUUAUUCCCCUCUCACGUCACUUUCCCACCUUUUAAAAUUGAACCAAAAUUAUGUCGAACAACACUGCCUCUGUCGAUAAUAUUUGUUGGAAUGAUCUCUUUCAACAACCUCUGUCUAAAAUAUGUGGAAGUUCCUUUCUAUUAUAUCAGCCGAUCAUUAACAACUGUUUUCAAUGUUGUUUUCUCUUAUGUUGUCCUCAAGCAGACAACAUCCAUCCCUGCUAUUGUCUGUUGUGCUGUGAUCAUUGCUGGCUUUAUCUUGGGCAUUGACCAAGAAGGAGUUUCUGGCUCCUUAAGUAUUACUGGUGUGAUAUUUGGGGUUUUUGCUAGUGCAAGUGUAGCCAUGAAUGCUAUCUUCACAAAAAAGAUCCUACCAAUGGUAGACAACAAUGUUUGGCGCCUCACACUCUACAACAACAUUAAUGCAACCAUCCUCUUCAUUCCACUGAUGCUUUUCUUUGGUGAAGUCAACACAGUCAUCUCGUUUCCUUACAUUGGAAAUCUGCACUUUUGGUACGUCAUGUCAAUCAGUGGCUUUCUUGGCUUUGCCAUUGGUUAUGCUACAGGUCUCCAGAUUCAGUACACAUCUCCAUUGACCCAUAAUGUGUCAGGCACAGCUAAAGCCUGUGCCCAGACAGUCAUUGCCUGCAUUUACAAUUCGGAUGUGAAAUCCAUUUUAUGGUGGUUCAGCAACUGCACCGUUCUGCUCGGAUCCUUGGGUUACACCGAAGUGAAGCGUCGAGAGAUGAAGAAAGAGCAUUCAAAAGAGAUGCAAGAUACAAAAGCUGACAAGGACAUGGAAAAGCAGACAGAAAAUCUUUUACCAGCAAAGUCUUAG
This is a messenger RNA of Acanthosepion pharaonis, 1074 nucleotides long. The record is from the annotation of a GenBank genome assembly. NCBI's taxonomy places the organism in Eukaryota, Metazoa, Mollusca, Cephalopoda, Sepiida, Sepiidae.